AUGGCGAAGCGCAGGGCGGUUGGUCUAUUGCUCACUGCACUAUUGCAGACAGCGUGUAUUGGUGCUGAGUACAAGCCGCAAUUUGCGUGGGAACAAGAGGUUUUCUCUGCCAAUGCCACGGCCCAAGCAUCGUUGACAGGUUGCGCUGCGGCAUGCACUCUUCUAGAAUGGACCGCAUACCUGUCGGUCAAUCAACCAAAUACCUUUGAGUACGAUGGUGACAAGCAGAGCUAUUGGUCUGCCCAACAGGCCUCCGUCUCUCCGCGGUGUUUCGUUCAACCAAACAAUGCCGAAGAGGUAGCGGCCAUCAUUCGGAUCUUGGAGCGUACCGACUGUCCCUUCGCAGUACGAAGCGGCGGACAUGGUGCUUUCACCGGCGCCUCCAAUAUCCCUGAUGGCGUAACUAUCGAUCUGCGGAGGCUUAAUGAGGUCAAUGUAUCCGAGGAUCGGAGCACCACGAGGGUUGGAGCUGGCAACCACUGGAUAGAUGUGUAUGACAGGCUGACUCCGAUGAACCUUUCGGUUGUUGGUGGGCGCGUCACUGGUAUCGGGGUCGGAGGUCUAACACUUGGUGGUGGGAUCUCGUUCUUUUCGGGCAGGAGAGGUUGGGCAUGCGAUGGUGUUCGCAACUACGAGCUUGUUACUGCCGAUGGCUCUAUCUUGGAUGUCAACUACAAGUCGUACCCAGAUUACUACUGGGCGCUGCGCGGCGGUGGCAACAAUUUUGGUAUCGUGACCCAUUUCGACCUCGAGACUUUCGAGCAGGGCCCCAUGUGGGGCGGAGUGACAGUGAACAGCAUGGAACACAAUGCAUCGCUCAUUCAGGCUCUGGUCGACUUCACCAACAACUCACCAACAGAUCCAGACGGCGCGAAUUGGGUGGCUUUCGUAUACGCGCAAACGUACGGGCAGUGGAUCGCGAGUACGGAGCUCGUAUAUGCAAAGCCUGUAGAGAACCCGGCAAUUCUCAAGAACUUCACGGCCAUUCCGAACAUUCACUCAACUCUUCGGUUCUCCAACCUGACCGACCUAUCACGGGAAGUCAACCAGAGUAACCCCGACGGAAUGCGGCAGACUUGGACGACUAUGACGUUCAAGAACGACCCUCGAGUCAUGCAAGCCAGCCUCGACAUAUGGAAGGAAGAGAUCCUGCCAAUCCAAAACAUCACUGGCCUGGUCCCCGCCCUCGUAUUCCAGUCGAUACCAGUGGACGUGAUUCGCCACUUCUCCAAGAACGGAGGCAACUGUCUUGGUAUGGACCUGGAAGACGGGCCGCUUAUCCUUGUUAACAUCGCAACGAUGUGGGCGAGCACAUCCGACGACGAAGCAGUCCUGUCCACGCUUGAGCGCUUGACUGAGCGUUCAACCGCGAAAGCAGAAGAGUUGGGCUUAAGCCACAAAUACCUGUACCAGAAUUACGCUGGCCAGUAUCAGGACGUUUAUUCGAGCUAUGGCGAGACGAAUAGGCAACGUCUUCUCGAGAUCAGCAAAAAGUACGACCCUAAACAGGUAUUCCAGCGGUUGCAGCCAGGGUAUUUUAAGCUUGGCGCAUAG
Baudoinia panamericana UAMH 10762 is the source of this 1554-nucleotide messenger RNA. RefSeq lists its product as uncharacterized. The coding region runs from base 1 to 1554 and encodes 517 amino acids. Gene Ontology annotation, molecular function: FAD binding. NCBI's taxonomy places the organism in Eukaryota, Fungi, Ascomycota, Dothideomycetes, Mycosphaerellales, Teratosphaeriaceae. The transcript is spliced from 2 exons. The record is from RefSeq and is a predicted model, not a curated record.